This is a messenger RNA of Saccharomycopsis crataegensis, 813 nucleotides long. RefSeq names its product MICOS complex subunit MIC26/MIC27. Lineage: Eukaryota; Fungi; Ascomycota; Saccharomycetes; Ascoideales; Saccharomycopsidaceae. The record is from RefSeq and is a predicted model, not a curated record. The coding region runs from base 1 to 813 and encodes 270 amino acids. The transcript is spliced from 3 exons. Gene Ontology annotation, cellular component: mitochondrial crista junction; MICOS complex. Gene Ontology annotation, biological process: cristae formation.
AUGAAAAUUCAGGCAAUUACUGAGAAUCACAUCGGGGAGGCAUCCCCAUUGAUAGAAGGUACCUUCAACCAGAAAAUGUCAUUCCCAUUUGCUAAAGCUUUCCUGACCACUUUUGUUGGUCUUGCUGGUUUGGCUCUUCUUCCAUCAUACAAAGUUCACAAUGAAUCAAAGCGUAACUUUUAUGAGGACGAUGAUAAUGUGACCCCAAUUCCUGGAACUAUUGUACCGGCUUCUGCCAGUGAGAUCGAAUCCUUAGGUCCUAACAAACUUGUCGAUGGGAUUUCUGUGCGUUCGCCAGACUACUUGGAAGGGUUCUUCAACAAGGCCAGAAAAUCCACCGUUGAUGUUUUGAAGUCGGCGGAAUCUGGGGCCGAAGGGGUGACCAAAGACUAUUAUGAUUUGGAACAUCAUGUCACUGGUACGGUGGCCAAAUUGCACGAUAGACGGGAAGAUUUAUUGCCAGGAGGAUUAUACAUUGUCACAGGGAUCUUGACUGGGUCGAUCAUUGCCCGUCGCCGGGGUCCAGUGGCUCGUGUGUUGUUACCAGCGGUGGUUGGGUUGGCGGUGUUCCGUUGGACUUUGCCAAUCACUUUUGCCAACACCACGGGGUUCGUGUAUCAUUUGGAACAACAAAAUGUUCCAGCGGUGGCUAAUGCCCAAGACUCGAUUGUCUCUGGAGUAGAAAGAUCCAUUGAGGCCGUGGAGUCCACUACCUCCUCCACCAUAAAGUCUGUCGAUAGCGCUAUUGAGUGCACUAAAAACUACAUCGCGUCUAUUACUGGGUUGAACAUUGGACAGAAUAAGAAAAACUAG